GUGCAAAUAAAAAGAAAACAGAAAAAGAAGAAAGGCUAACCUGAUAUGGAUUUGGGAAAGAGAUUACUCCACACACAAAGGGAAAAAUAAGCUGGUGGUAGUUCCGGAAACGAUGCCUGUCUGCUACAAUAUAAUGAACAUUUCCUGUGUGGAAGGCAAGCAGUCCAGUGAUGUCCGUGCAUCCCUGUACAGCUUAAUGGUGCUCAUCAUUCUGACCACCCUGGCAGGCAAUCUGCUAGUGAUUAUUUCCAUCUCACACUUCAAGCAGCUUCACACCCCCACUAACUGGCUCAUUCAUUCCUUGGCCAUUGUGGACUUCCUGCUGGGGUGCCUGGCCAUGCCUUACAGCAUGGUGAGAUCUGUGGAGCACUGUUGGUAUUUUGGAGAGAUCUUCUGCAAAAUCCAUACCAGUGCUGAUAUUAUGCUGAGCUCAGCCUCCAUUUUCCACUUGUCCUUCAUUUCCAUUGACCGUUACUAUGCUGUGUGUGACCCACUGAGAUACAAAACCAGGAUGAGCAUCUUGGUCACUUUUGUGAUGAUCUUCGUUAGUUGGAGUGUCCCUGCUGUUUUUGCAUUUGGAAUGAUCUUUAUGGAGCUAAACUUCAAAGGAACAGAAGAUGUGUAUUAUGAACACAUUCACUGUAGAGGGGGCUGUGUUGUGUUCUUUAGCAAAAUAACGGGAGUAGUGGCCUUUAUGAUUUCUUUCUGUAUACCUGGUUCUGUUAUGUUGUGUGUCUAUUGUAGAAUAUAUUUCAUAGCUAAAGAGCAGGCACGAUCAAUUAAAGUUGCAAGUCAGACACUUCAAACUGGAUUUGAAGUGAAAAGUGGAAUUUUACAAAGCGCAGAAUGGAAAGCUGAGACAACGUUAGGAAUCGUGCUGGGAGUUUUCUUCGUGUGCUGGUGCCCUUUCUUUGUCUGCAUGGUCCUGGGUCCUUUCCUGGGCUAUACUAUUCCACAGACUUUGAGUGAAGCACUGAUCUGGUUUGGCUACUUGAACUCUACUUUUAAUCCAAUGAUUUACGCGUUUUUCUAUCCACAGUUCAGAAAAGCAUUGAAGAUCAUUUUAUUUGGUAAAAUUUUCCAAAGAGAUUCAUCCAGAUGUACAGUAUUUUUUGACUCAAAUCUGUAAAAUUUUUAUAUUUUACUGAUUUGCCAAACAUUCAAUGAUCAUUUUUGUGAACAUAAUGUAACCAACCACACGGGUCUUACACCAGCAAUUUGUUUUAAAGUACCUAGGGGGAGUUAAAUUCUGAUGCUUCUUUCUCAUCUCCUUUUUGGGAAAAGGUAGUUGUGAUGUAUGUCAUUUUUCAUGUGCACACCGAAGCUUUGCAAAUUCAUCAUUUAAGGACCUACAUUUUAAAGAAUAUUUGCUGCCUUUGGUUGGAGUCUUACAAGCUGACUGCAGUCUGGACUCUGCUCUUCAUGAAGGCUGUGUGUAGGGAUGAUGUAAUUUAGAAUGGUUUUGUUAUAUAUGUGCUUAUGAUUGUCAUAUGGUAGAGUUGUUCCUCCAAAUCUAUAGGUUCUGCUCCUGUGGACUCAGCAAUCUCAGAUAAAAAAGUUGUAAAUAAAAAUUUACAUCUGUACAGGGCCUACACAGUAAAGACUCUUCCUUGUCACUAUCCUCUGAAAAGUUCAGCAUAAUGACUUAUGCAGCAUCUACACCGUAUUGGGCAUCAUACGUAGUCCAGAGAGUCUCAAAGUGUAUGAGAAGAUGAGCGCAGGUUAUAUGCAAAUACUUGCUAUCUUGUAGAAGGAACUUAGAUCGAUGGGUUUGGGUGUCUGUUGGGGGUUCUGGGACCUAUCCCCCAAAGACACUGAGGGAAACUGUGUGUUUAUCUUUUCAUAUACUUAAGUGAAAUUAUUGCUAUUACUAAUUGUGUACACAUUUGUUAUUUAUGUACUUAUUAAUAUAUAUUCCAAUCCCUAAACAUCUUGUUCUUCAUCUUUAUAAAAUACAUUCUUUUCUGGUUCUCAUGCUUGUGAAUAAUUCUAAAAAUAAACAACAAACUACAAAAAUAAGAUAUCCAAACCACGCCUUCCAGUGAGCCAGGGCCAGCUGUGGGGAAUGGGAAGAGAAUCAAGAAGCCAAACCGCACCUUCCUGUGAGCCAGCCAGUGCGCUGCCAGAAGACAAGACAAAUCACCCCUCUACCUGCCCACCCCCACCCCCCCCCCCCGUAAGCAACUGGUUGAUCUGGAGAAACUCAAGGUAUGAUGAUAGCAACUGAGGUGAAAGGAAUAGCUUGAUGCUUGUGUUUGCAGGCCUGGGGCUGGGGGUCUGGGCAUCUAUUUGGAGGAUGACAGUGUACAAUGUGGCAUCUAUGGAGGAUUUCCUUCCAUCCUCGUUUUGAAAUCUAAUGUUUUGUUCCAUUUUACUGUUUUUAUUUUAUUCCUGUAUCUGGUAACCUGAGCAACUAUUUUGAGGGUAACAAUAUGCAAUAUAACAAACAUUGUUAAAUUACUAACAUCUUGUUUUAAAAAUGUAUGUAACUUUUUUGUUGUGGUUGUUUUGCUUUUGUUGUUGCCAUGUUGUUAGUUUGUUUGUUUCUUGAUUUGUCUGUUUUUUUCUCUUUAAAUUAAAAAAAGUAAGAUA
Messenger RNA from Cavia porcellus (domestic guinea pig), 2592 nucleotides. It is a transcript of the gene Taar1, whose product is annotated as trace amine associated receptor 1. The transcript has a single exon. Gene Ontology annotation, cellular component: plasma membrane; dendrite. The record is from RefSeq and is a predicted model, not a curated record. Gene Ontology annotation, molecular function: G protein-coupled serotonin receptor activity; trace-amine receptor activity; neurotransmitter receptor activity. The coding region runs from base 113 to 1129 and encodes 338 amino acids. Gene Ontology annotation, biological process: chemical synaptic transmission; G protein-coupled receptor signaling pathway, coupled to cyclic nucleotide second messenger. Lineage: Eukaryota; Metazoa; Chordata; Mammalia; Rodentia; Caviidae.